AAAAAGAGAGAAAAAGAUUCAUUCCAACACAAACUGUGACUGUUAAGCUGCGUCACCCUGAUAGCUAACUAGCUGCAUGUUUACGCCGGUGGUUCAAUACAUUCGUGAAAUCUUUUGUUGUGUGUCAAGCCAAGCCAAGCCAAGCCAAGCUGGCUAGCUAGUUAGCCUCCGGUACGUGCAGUUCUUCACUCUACGGGUGAAAAGGGAUGACCUGAUGACAUCAACAUUGGACUUCUUUGACCUGUUCCAGCAUCAUCCCAGCUCUGUCGGUUAGGACGAAUCUCCCACAUCUUACCAUCUGCCAAGCCCUGUUGUCCCCCCACCACCCUGAGCCUGCCACAUCCUCAUCCUUCAGAGUCCAGCCCCACAGAGAACCUCUGCAAGCGUCUUUCCACAAAAAGAGACAAUGUAUUGCCUACAGUGGCUCCUCCCCGUGCUGCUCAUCCCCAAACCGCUGAACCCAGCGCUGUGGUUCAAUCAUUCCAUGUUCAUGGGCUUCUACCUGCUCAGCUUCCUGCUGGAGAGGAAGCCCUGCACCAUCUGUGCCUUGGUCUUCCUGGCUGCCCUUUUCCUCAUCUGCUAUAGUUGUUGGGGCAACUGCUUCCUGUACCACUGCCAGGACGCUGCACUGCCGGACGCUGCCCACGACCCAGCGAUUGUUGGGACCUAGGAGAGAAACGGGGGAGAGAUAGCGGAGAGGGGAAAGGGAGGAGGUGUGUAGGGUGAUUUAGGCAUUGCUGGGGAAUUACUGUAGGAUGAUACCGCCAUGCUGUGAGAGGGGACGGACUAUACUUUCGGGGUGGGUGAGCAGUGGAGAGGCGGCGCCGAAAGACUGCUGUAGCGUUAUACCGCCGAGAAUACACAAGCGGUACUGAGGAGGAGAAGAGCCAGUUUUGGGGGGGUUAUGGGGGCUGGUUUGCCAUGCUGUAAAGAAAAGCAGACUUAAAUUUGAGGUGGUAGGAGGAGAGGAGGGGGAAUUGAUAUCCGAGGAGACAUUAUGUGAACUUUUAUGUAAGAAGCAGUUAAGGGGGGGCAUCAAAACUUGAAACGCUAAGGGAAGGACACGUGUGAACUUGGGGAUAGAAAAAUUUCACUUUCAGCAAACUUCAUUCCAGCAUUUGAAUGAAAACUAAGCAGUAUACACACCACAUGCUAAGGCAACCUAAGGUCACCACUGUCUUUCAGUAUUCUGGUUCCUUUCUAGCCCACUGACCUGUUUACUUCAACAAGAGAGAUUCACGUUCUCCAAAAACCCGUUGGGUCAACUUUUUGGAAUAAAAACGUUCUCGAUCUCAAACUGCCAAAAAUCACAUAACCCCACUGAAAUCUGCAGACAGAGCCUGGACGUUUCAAGUUUCACUGGCAGCCGUGCUCGCUCAUCAGUCCUCACACUUGUUGACAAACUUGAUACACCAGGUAGAGUUAAACCUGCCUUUCGCAGUCCAACCUAACCAAACUCUGUGGCCACUUUGGCUCGGCAGACGUAAUGCUACCCUCCACAAGGAGAGCACACUAACACUGGACAAUCAAUAACUAUGCUGUGAAUAAUUCCCCCAUUGCCGCAUCGCCACAAGCACACACACACACACACACCUUAUAAGGUGAAAUAAUGCGGAGAAACUGUCCCAUGGCUAUUACCCACUGGGCUCUGCAGCUGCCCGUCUCCUUGUCUUCCUCGUCUCCUCUUCCUCCUCUGAACUUCCCCUACCGACACACACAAAAGAUCAUAUAUAUAUAUUUUUUUUUUCUUGUGCAUGGUUUGCCAUUUUUUUUUUAUUUUUUUUUUUUUCCUUGCAUUAAGUUCACACACACAUUUUAGUGAAUUUAAACAAAAUGCUGAAAGUUUCCAAAGGGUAGAAAAAUCUUGGUGUGUGUGUAGGGUGGAUGAAAGAUUUGUGUUACGUGCGAUAGGUGUGUAUUUUUUUGUGUUCAUGACAUGCUGAUAAGCGUAAAAACGUGGUGAUGCACAAGGAAACAAACAGUAGAUGGUCAGUAUUUCCAGACACAGUAAGCAAUACAGAGUGCUGGUGGAGGAAAUUGGUAUCCAGUUCUCAUUGACGAGACCUUUCCUGGUAAUCCAAAGGGCAAAACAUUCCUUGUGUAUCACUGCUGUAAGUGUUAUGUUUAGCUGUCAUACACAGGCUAAGGUGUUAAUACUGUGUACCUAUUGGCGCGUGUGUGUGUGCGUGUGUGUGCGCGUGCGUGUGUGUGUGUGUGUGUAGCCUUCUGUCGCAGUGCAGAACAUGCCCACUGCUUCAUGAUUGCUUUGGUUUUAAUUUAAAUAAAGUUUUUCCUCUCAACGUGUUAA
This is a messenger RNA of Xiphias gladius (swordfish), 2308 nucleotides long. It is a transcript of the gene blcap, whose product is annotated as bladder cancer associated protein. The transcript is spliced from 2 exons. The record is from RefSeq and is a predicted model, not a curated record. NCBI's taxonomy places the organism in Eukaryota, Metazoa, Chordata, Actinopteri, Istiophoriformes, Xiphiidae. The coding region runs from base 407 to 670 and encodes 87 amino acids.